Molecule: messenger RNA, 351 nt
Organism: Penicillium taxi
Lineage: Eukaryota; Fungi; Ascomycota; Eurotiomycetes; Eurotiales; Aspergillaceae
Product: glycoside hydrolase family 3 protein
Exons: 2
Coding region: 1-351 (116 amino acids)
Biological process (GO): glucan catabolic process
Molecular function (GO): beta-glucosidase activity
Source: RefSeq, a predicted model, not a curated record
AUGGACUCUUGGGUACUGGCCGCCUGCUCAUUGAUGGUGAGGUGGUGGUGGACAACAUUAAGAACCAGAAGCAGGGCUCUGCCUUCUUCCGCCGUGGAGCAGGCAAAGACAGCCGAGCAGGCUGUCAUCUUCGCAGGCUUAAUCAGCGAAUGGGAAACCGAAGGUUACGAUCUUGACCACAUGGAUCUGCCUCGGGCAGUGACGAACUCAUCACACUCUGACACACCCGUUACAAUGCCCUUGGUAAAAGAUGCGCGCGCCGUGGUACAGGCCUGCUUCGGCGGUGACGAGUGUAGCAACAGUAUCGCAGAUGUGCUCUGCGGCGACGUGAACCCUCCGCAAAAUUGCUAG